ACGAGUGAGAGCCCACGUUUUCCUCGCAGCUCUUUGCAUGCUAAUUAACCACUUGUACAGCGAAGAACACAGUUGAGCGCACUUUGAAGUUGAAUGUCUUCACAGAAGAUGCCCGUCAGUACUAUGGCUAUUAGCUAGCGCUUUUGCGACUUUGACUCGAUGAGGACAGAAUUAAAUAAUGAGGCAUCUGGCUUGCGCUGUUCUGUUUAUCAUCGGCGUUUUCUCUGGAAACUGUGGGAGCCCUCCUGAAAUGUCUCCAGUCAAAAGCAACUGCCCCCAGAGUGUUAACUAUAGCCACUGUCACUCAUCCAAAGAAGGCAUCCACGAUUUAGAUUGUUAUACAAUGUAUAUACAACAAUCAGACCGAAAGACAAACUGUGUGUGGAAACCAGGCCGACAAUCCUCAAAUAUGACAACUUAUACACUCAUAAUAGAACAGAAAGACAGAAAUUUCUGUACAAGAUAUGAAAAUAUAUCCAAGACAACCCAUCUGUUUUACCCAUUCGAACAGAGUGAAAUGACUGUUUAUGUUAUUGAUGCUAGCAGUGAUGAGAGGAAUUGUAUGAUGGCAACAUUCACUGGAAUACCUGAAAAUCUGGUGCGAUGUGGACCCCCAGCAAGCAUUAUCUUCCAACGAAACUCAAGUCAGUUGGAGAUAAAGGUCUCCUGGGCGGAAAAAAGAAAACAGACCUUCAUUGUUAAAUACAGAGAGUUGAACAGCCUGCCUUGGAAACAGGUGGACUCCCACAAUAAGACGAGUUGCUUGGUAUCCAAUCUUACCGCGUUGUUGUUUUACGAGGUUAAAGUGAAGUGUGUCACAAACCAAAAAUGCCGUCAGUGCCCCUGGAGCAAUGUUGCCAUCGUCCCACCUGAGUUGACCAGUACGCCUAUUAUAGAAAAGUUUGAUGUCACUCCACAGAAAAUGGGAAAGCGAUCGAUAGUCACACACUGGAAGCUCGCAAAUAAUGAGUCUGUGGAUAGCUACAGAGUGCUGGUGAGGAAGGUAUCUGGGGAGUUCAGUCAGACACUAUACGUCACUCAACCUAUUCUGAGGCUGAUCCUCUCAGGGUCGGCCUAUUACAUCGACAUUUCAGCCAGGAAUAGUGCUGGGUUCUCACCCCCAGCCCACAGAAUGGUACCCACAGUUACCAGUGCACAGGAUUGGGAUUUGAAUGGGAAUCUCAAUGUCACCGUGAGCAACAGCGAGUUUGAAAUUUCUUGGAACCACAGCUUGACUCAAACCUACUGCUGUUACUCUGUGGAGUGGGGUCUGAGGGGUGAGAAGAUGUCAUUCCACUCCCUCCAUCGAAAAAACAGCAACCACGACAUCAUCUCUCUCAAAGAUCCACUGCAGCCCUACAAGAGGUAUGUGUUCCUUUUGCACACAAGACCUGACAAAGACACCUGUAACCUCAAGAGUAUCAACGACAGCGAGAGUACGGCUGGCAGGACGGAGGCCUACGCCAAAGAAGGAACUCCCAUCAGUGCCCCUGGGAACAUCACCUGCCUGGAAGUAACCAGCACCUCGUUAGUGAUAGCAUGGAGACCUGUCUCAGAGGAGGCUGCCCGCGGGUUCCUAUUGGGCUACACCAUUCACUACACAGAGAACGGCAAAGAGCAGAACACCUCAGUGGUUAUAGACAGUGCUGGUGUGGAUCGUUGCACUUUGUCCAACCUGAAAAGCCAAACUGCCUAUGAGGUCCAGCUGUCAGCAUUCACAGCUGUGGGGCAGGGGGUGCGGAGUACCUCUCUCUACUUUGAAACCACAAAUUCAAGAGGCUACCAGACUGUAGCGGGCGCUGUAGCAGGAAUUGCUGUAACCGUGUUUUUCCUCUUAUUGGGUGCCAAUCUCUCGUCCUCCGUGGUGUGUAAAAGGGCAAAGGAACUCUUCUGGCCAAGCAUACCAAAUCCAGGCAACAGCAACGCCAUCCAAAAAAUAGAUGGUGCCUUUGAACUAGAAGUUCUGGAGCCUCUCCGCAGGGAGCAGCAGGCCCAGGAGAGUGACACCAGUAGCCUGCUCAUCAUCGAGGGAACAGCCGAAACGCUCCCGGCCCCCGCCUGCCUCUCGAGUCUCCCCGGCCAGGAGGAGCUGCCUCGGGCCGGCUCCCCGGCGGAGGAGGAGAGUCCCCCACCCAGCCCGCAGGCGGGGCCCUCCCCCGUCGCCAUGGCGACUGGCGAGUGCCGGGCGACACCGCCGCCCGCGGUGAGCGACUACACCACCAUGGAGCUCUUCCAGCAGAUCGUGGCACGGCCCCCGGCCCGGCCCCAGCCCCCGGGCCCCAGCGAGCAGCCUCAGGAGCCCCAGGGCGGGCCCACAGUGCAGGACUACAUCAGGCAGGCCACGUGCCUCCCCUAUCCCAGCGAAAGGCUGGGUUUCUCUGCUCUCUGACAGCUCCCCUUACAGAAAUGGAGCAUACUGCAAUAUACUGAAAUAAUAUGACCAGUGCUUUCAAGUUAAAAAAAGAUGGCAUUUUACAGUACAUGGUGGAGUACGCAAAUUUCCACUUGACAUAUUGCAGUAUAUAUUUUUUGUAAUACAUUCAGUGGCGUGUAUUUUCUUAAUAUUUUCAAUAAAAGACACAUACAAUA
Messenger RNA from Conger conger (European conger), 2589 nucleotides. Its product is annotated as leukemia inhibitory factor receptor. The transcript has 16 exons. Lineage: Eukaryota; Metazoa; Chordata; Actinopteri; Anguilliformes; Congridae. Gene Ontology annotation, biological process: cytokine-mediated signaling pathway. Gene Ontology annotation, molecular function: cytokine binding; cytokine receptor activity. Gene Ontology annotation, cellular component: external side of plasma membrane; signaling receptor complex. The record is from RefSeq and is a predicted model, not a curated record. Bases 179 to 2389 code for a protein of 736 amino acids.